Molecule: messenger RNA, 2026 nt
Organism: Setaria italica (foxtail millet)
Lineage: Eukaryota; Viridiplantae; Streptophyta; Magnoliopsida; Poales; Poaceae
Exons: 2
Coding region: 1-1953 (650 amino acids)
Source: RefSeq, a predicted model, not a curated record
AUGGCUCAAGGUUUAGCGCGUUUCUGGAACGAAUGGGGGAUCCAAGUGCUGGUCCUCUUCAGCUUUACGUUGCAAGUCAUGCUGCUUGCGUUCGCCGAGACUCGCCGGCGCAAAUCCUCAGCUCCGCUGAGGCUUCUCCUGUGGCUCAUGUACCAGCUGGCUGACUCCACGGCGAUAUACACCCUUGGCCACCUGUCUGUGGCCAGCAGCAAGGCACAGGACCAGCACUUGGUCGCCUUUUGGGCGCCAUUCCUGCUGGUACACCUUGGGGGCCCGGGUACCAUCACCGCCUAUGCCUUGGAGGACAAUCGGCUGUGGCUCCGGCACCUGCUCACUCUCUCCGUGCAGAUCCUGGGAGCCGCCUUCGUCAUCUACAAGUACAUCGUCCGUCGCCGGACCUUGCUCCUACUGGCAGCUAUCCUGGUGUUCGUCGUCGGUGUCCUCAGGUACGGAGAGAGGACAUGGGCGCUCUGGUGUGGCAACACGAGCAGCAUCCGGAGCACUCUGAAACAUCCCAAGGGGGAGACUGCAUACAAUCGUAGUCAUUGGAAGAAGCUGAGGUGGCCAAAUCCAAGACAAGACGACCAAGACAAAAGUUUUGGUGAUGAGGAACUUCUCCUGGGAGCUCACUCCCUGUUCCACGUCUGCAAGAUUCGGUUUGUCGACGCAACAGAGCGCAUGUCCGAGUUUGAUCAGACUUGCACAAGGUGGUACGGUGGCAAGGACUUGUCCGGGUUACUCGAGAUGGAGCUAUCCCUCAUGUACGACAUCCUCUACACCAAGGCUGCCGUGGUCCACACAUGGUAUGGCUACACUAUACUUGUUGUCUCGCCGCUUGCAACAUCUGCCGCCCUCUUGCUCUUCCACUACUCGAGCGACAAGCAUGGUAAGAGCAAGGUUAAUGUCGGAAUCACCUAUACAUUGCUGUCAGGGACCUUGGCCCUAGAGACCAUAUCAGUGGCUAGGGCCAUCGGGUCGACCUGGGCGUGCGCCUUGAUGUACUGCUGUGGGUGGGAGCGACUUCUAGGUGCCGUCACUUACCUCCGCCGGCGCAUCGGGGCGGCAAGCAAGAGAAGGUGGUCAGGCUCCAUGGGUCAGUACAACUUGCUCCACCUGUGCACCCGUGACAGGACCGAGCUUGGCGGCAGGCUGGCUGCGAAGCUGGGGCUUCGGAGCUGGUGGAACAAAGUCCACUACUCUGGCACCAUAGCAAUCUCAACAACAGAUCUCAAGGACCGGAUGCUGCCCGUGUUUUCCUACGUCCAUCCCAAAGCACGAGGCAUCCAUGCUCUAAAUGGCAUGGGGAUAUUCAAAAACUCUGCUCAAUAUAUUCACUCGACUCUUAGCGAUUUUGCCUUUGACGACAGCAUUCUCUUUUGGCACAUUGCUACUGAUGUCUACCUUUCUGAGUCAAAGGUUGAACAUGAAGAGAAACUUGUCGCGGCAGUCCAAGUUCUCUCCAAUUACAUGAUGUUCCUGAUGAUAGCGCAACCUGAGAUGCUGACCGGCCCAAUCCAGCAAGGCCAGUAUGUUGACACCUUUAAUGACUUGGACAGAAUGUGGGAUCGCCACUGCUCAGCUAAUCAGAAUCAGGGACCUCUCGUCGAAAAGUGGUGGAGUAUGCUGAAGAAACUGUUCCAGAGUGACAAACCCAAUGCUUCCAGGAUGCGGCAGAGAAAGGAGCUUGCCACGAAAUUCCUCACCGUCGAUGCUGACACAAUUCAUGAAGAGGGUUAUAACGGGCCUGCUUUCUUCCAUGGACGUGGAAUUGCUUCCUGGCUUCUCGCAACGGACUCGGGCUCCACGUUGGAAGUGAUCUUUAGGGUGUGGUUGGAGAUGCUGUGCUAUGCUGCCCACCACUGCAGUAGGGAUUCCCAUGCUAGGCAGCUCAAUAAUGGCGGCGAGUUCCUCACUGUUGUGUGGCUCUUGUCACAUUGGCAAAAUCGUGCAUAGACGGAUUGUCCCCGUUAGCUAAUGCUUGGGGGACUGCUUCGAUCUUCUUUUGCAGUGUGCCUGCAGAGUUGUA